Cucurbita moschata (crookneck pumpkin) is the source of this 1980-nucleotide messenger RNA. Its product is annotated as telomerase Cajal body protein 1. NCBI's taxonomy places the organism in Eukaryota, Viridiplantae, Streptophyta, Magnoliopsida, Cucurbitales, Cucurbitaceae. The transcript has 16 exons. The record is from RefSeq and is a predicted model, not a curated record. Bases 70 to 1716 code for a protein of 548 amino acids. Gene Ontology annotation, molecular function: protein binding.
UAAAAUGAGAGUUUCCUAAAAGAGAGCGAUCAUUGGGUUUAUUUUGCAUGAUUUCUAGUACGAAUUUCAAUGGUCAACAAACUUUCUUCUGGGAAAUUGUCGAAAGCCCACAAAAGGAGCCCAAGUGGUUUAGUUUUGAUCGAUUUUUCUCUGAAAUCGUUGUUUUGGCGGCAGUGGCGGAACGAAGGAACACUGGAUACGGAUUGCUGCUUAGGAGUUCUUGCAAUGUCUGAAACAGAAUCAAUGUUAGUGGAGGAGGAAGAAAACAGGUCCAAUCCGGCUGGGGAAGCCGCGGAAGCUGCCAUGAACGACGAAGAGCAGCAAUCAUACUCGUGGCCAGUGAUUCAAUUCAAUUCCCCUCCACAGAGGACUUACCAUUUCUAUAAUCAGUUUCGGACUGGUCCGAACCCUAACAACUUCUUCAAGGGCGUAAAAUGGUCACCUGAUGGGUCGUGUUUUCUUACGAGCUCUGAGGACAAUAGUCUUCGCAGAUUCAACCUGCCAGAUUACGGCAACGAUGUUUCCGGCAAUGUAGCUGGUGAAGAGGAUUCUUUUACUUCCAACCUUGUUGUGGGUGAAGGGGAGUCAGUCUAUGACUUCUGUUGGUAUCCUUACAUGUCUGCUUCAGACCCUGUUACAUGCGUCUUUGCAAGUACCACACGCGACCAUCCAAUUCAUCUCUGGGAUGCUGCAUCAGGCGAGCUGCGCUGUACAUAUCGAGCUUAUGAUGCCAUGGAUGAAAUUACUGCUGCCUUUUCAAUUUCAUUUAAUCCAGCUGGAACCAAGGCUCGUGAAUGGCUGUUCGGGUGUCUUAUGAUGUCAUCAUGCAUGAACGGUGUCCUUUUUAUUUUACAUCGUGUUAUGUCUAAGAUCGCCUAUAAGGUUAUCAUUGUCGUGUGUGUCAUCUUUGCUGGUGCUUUUGAGGUUGAUGUUUCAAAUUGGUCUCCUUUUUCUCCAAAUGGUUUCCAAUCAGUGUUAACUGGAGCUACUGUAGUAUUCUUCGCAUAUGUAGGCUUCGAUGCAGUUGCAAAUUCAGCCGAAGAAUCAAAAAUGAGAAUAUUUGAUUUGCAUCGACCUGGUAGAGAUUUUGGGCAACACUCGACGCUGCAAGGAAAUAAGGAAGGUCAAACAGGCAUCAUAUCUGCAAUUGCCUUUUCUCCUACACACAAUGGAAUGCUUGCCUUGGGCUCUUAUAGCCAGACCACCGGAAUCUAUAGGGAAGACAAUAUGGAGUUGUUAUAUGUUCUACAUGGUCAAGAAGGUGGAAUUACACAUAUCCAAUUUUCAAAAGAUGGAAAUUAUCUAUACACUGGAGGUCGAAAGGACCCAUAUAUACUUUGCUGGGAUAUUCGCAAAUCUGUAGAUGUUGUAUACAAGCUAUACAGAUCAUCUGAACAUACCAACCAACGGAUAUUUUUUGAUAUUGAGCCAUGUGGCCAACAUCUUGGCACAGGUGGUCAGGAUGGUUUUGUUCAUGUAUAUGAUCUUCAAACCGGGCAGUGGGUAACAAGUUUUCAAGCAGCACAAGACACAGUUAAUGGGUUUUCUUUUCAUCCAUAUAUGCCAAUGACUGUCACAUCAUCAGGUCACCGAAGAUUUAUAGGACCUGACAAUGAUGAUGGGGAUUUAUGUUUGCGUGGUGAUGAAAACUGUGCUUCUGUUUGGAGUUUUAAUUUUGCUUCGUCGGGAGAUGGUGAUGCUAUCAACACCAAUUGACAGCCAGAAUCCAAGCCAAGGUCUGAAUUAUGUUUUUGUUCAUUGAAUUUGUAGCUUGCAUGAACAUUCUCUUGCAAUUUUGCAAGCGAACUGUGCAGCUGCGUAAUUAUCGUAAAACAUUCUGUGUCUGGAGCUGUCUGAUUUUGGGAAGAGAGACAAUUUUGUGUUCUACAUUUAGAACAUCCAAGGAAGAGUAAGAUAUUUUCACAGAUGUUCUAUGUUCUAAUUGGCAAAAGCUAAAACUCAACUCAACACCCAAGUUUU